CUCUUCACUGGCCUGUGAUCUAGUGCGUCACCUCAGUGGCAGCUGGCAGCACCUGAAGAGCGAUCUGCCGCAGUUGAGGGCACAAAAGGUGAGCAGCGUGGCCGCAGUACAGGCAUUCCGCAGUCGGCUGGAGGAGCUGACUAACUGGGUGACUGAGCAUCGACGCAUCCUUCAGGAGGACCUGAGGCCACACUUCGCCUGCCGUAGCAUUGAGUGCUCCUUUGAGGAGCUUGUCGGUCGGUGUAAAGAGCCCGCCGUCGGGGAUGCUGUGGACAGAUUUGCGGAGUAUUCGGCGAGGACGUCUGGGUACUGCUCGCAAGUGACUUCUCUUCUGCAGAAACUCGAGCUGCGAAAAACUGACUUUGACAGUCUGAGGGAAGAGGCCCUCCGCGUCAGCCGCUUAGAGAUACUCAAUCCGCCCUGCCCUCCGGUGCAGCCAGAUGAUGCUGCUUCUCUUCUGACCGACUACUCGACCCUCCUGGAGGACACUCGGGCCCUAAUCAGUAUCAGCGAACGACGCAUAACCAGCCAGCGUGAACUUAUUCAACAAUGGACGACCCUGCGAGCACAACUUGGUGCAGUUCUUGUGGAACUGACUUCCCGCCAAGCACAUUUGUCCCAAGUUCUCUCCUGCUGGGACGCCUUUGAGACGGCAGCAAAUGAACUUGAAUCCAGUCUGCGCACCCUGAGAACUAGUCUGAUGAGCUAUGAACAUCCAACUGCGGAAACGGUGGAGCAGAUGAGCGAGAACGCAGAUCUUCUGGCUCGGGUGAGAACUGCACUCAGUGAAGCGAACUCCAGCGCAACGCCGGAGGCUGGAUCUCUCCUGGAGACACAGGCUGUUGCCUGUCGACAGCGUUACGACCAAAUUGACGUUCGUCUAGCUGCCCUGCGAACAGCCCUUGAAGCUUCGGCUCCUUCCGCGCAACUAGAUGCUUCCGUGGCCAGUCGACAUAAGCAGGCAGAGCAGGGUUUUCUGGGCGUGCAGGCGCUGGCCGUCCGAUUUGCUGACGCCUGGCGUCUGGUCCACCGGACGCACCUCGACUAUGAAACCCAGCUAGCC
Molecule: messenger RNA, 1063 nt
Organism: Dibothriocephalus latus
Lineage: Eukaryota; Metazoa; Platyhelminthes; Cestoda; Diphyllobothriidea; Diphyllobothriidae
Source: the annotation of a GenBank genome assembly